GGGCUGAUGCUGCCAGGACAUCUAGUGGCACACAUACGAACUGCCCAGAGAAAGAACAUUACUAGAAAAACAGAUUUUUUUUUUUUUUCAUGCUUCCAGAUAUUUCCUGGUAUGAGUCCAGGUUUCUUUGGCUGUUGGUGAGAUUUCUCUGUUUGUUUUUUCACCUAAGAAUAUACAAGGAGGAAAUGAAAUUGUGGGAAAAAAUGUAGAGGGACAUCUGAAUCAUCUCUCUAAAUAAAGAUGGGAUAUACUACAGAAUCUUGAUAAAAUAAAAGGUCAAGGCCAUUGAUUUUUCUCUCCCUUUUCACCCUCACUUGCCAGCCCAGUUGUUUAUCUGUCUCUAGACAACAGAACUUGUACAGCUGUUACUCCACACACUGAAAGGGAAAAUCAGAAUGUCUGAGUUUUGGGGAGCUGAAAACAUAAGGCUCCUCACUGAAUAAUUAGAUUUAUUGACAUUGAUGGCUUCCCAUUGCAUAGUCUUUCAAUUUUUAUAUUUUUUAAGCAAUGUGUCAGCCAAAAAGCCAUUUUAAUUGCCCUUAUUCAUGUUCACUUUUCUUCUUAUGUUACUCUAAUUUUGAGCAACAAGUGAUGGAAACCAGGCCCAAUCUGCUUUUUGUUUUAUUUGUAAAUGUGACUACAACUACUAGUUUAAAUAGGUACAAAAUAGUUUAAAUAGGUGCAAAACAAAUACCUGUAAAGCAGCAGAAAUCCCUUUGUUUGUUACAUAUUUUUCUGGCUAUAUUCAAAAUCAAUACUUUAACCCUGGCUUUAAAUAGAAAGGCAAUUUUCCUGUUGUUUGGACUACCUGAUGUUCAGACGUCUGCUGUUGCCAUAGCUCCCAGGAAGAAGCUGGAACUUGCUGGUAGAUCCACGGCUGAGCUGGAAACAGCCACUUCACCCCUCCCUGUAAACAACCAUCCCACAUCUCCCUGUGGACGAUGCUGCAGGGCUGAGGUAGGAAGAGCUUCAAUCUUUUUUGGGGUUUUUUUUCCUUUUGGUGUCACCCCACAGAGGCUGGUCCGAGGGAGGCUCAGGGGGGUUUUUUUGGCCCCCUCUGAGCCCCAUGGCCACGGGGGGACCCAGCACCCACGGGGGGACCCCUCAGCCAAGGGGGUGCCGGGGCUGAGGAGGGACCCAGCGCGGCCUGGCUGCUGCCAUGGCCCUCACGGAGGGGCUGAUCCGGCCUGGGGGGCACCGUGGGGAGCAGCCCGUGGGCAGGGGCAGCCCAGCAGAGCCCGGCAGGACCUCAGGGGGAGAGAAAAGGGCGGGAAGUGUUUUCCCCGUGGGGAAAGGCUGAGGGAGAUGGGGGUGCUCAGCCUGGAGAAGGAUGUGUGGAGACCUCACAGCAUCUGCCAGGAGCUGAAGGGGCUAAAGAAGCCGGAGAGGGACUGUUCGGCAGGAACUGUAGCGACAGGAGAAAGGGGAGUGGGUUCACGCUGAAAAAGGGAAAAUUCGGGGCUGAAUAUUGGGAGGAAAUUCUUCCUUGGGAGGGUGGUGAUGCUCUGGCACAGAUCGCUCAGAGAAGGUGAGGCUGCUCCCCGGGAAGCGUUCACGGCCGGGUUGGACGGGUUUUGGGGGCACCCUGGCGCAGCGGGAGGUGUCCCUGCCCGGGCAGGGGGUGGCGCUGGCUGAGCCCUGAGCGCCCCCCAUCCCCAACCCCUCCAUGACUCCCUGACAGGAGCCGGCCCCGCCCACCGCGGUCACGUGACGCGCCCCGCCCGACACGUGACUCGCCUGACCCGGAAGUGGCGCGCGGGGGACGCUGACGCUGGAACAAAGAUGGCGGCCCGCGGCGCUGGGGCCGUGCUGGGGCUGCUGCUGCUGCUGCUGCUCCGCGCGGGCCCGGCCCGCGCCCGCGUCCAUCACCUCACCCUCAAAGAUGAUGUGAGGCAGAAAGUGCACCUGAAUACCUUUGGCUUCUUCAAGGAUGGUUUCAUGAGAGUGAAUGUCAGCAGCCUUUCCUUGAAGCCAGAACCAAGCCCUGAUGACAUGGACAGUUUAUCAGUGGGGUUCAGCUUGGAUCGAACAAGGAAUGAUGGUUUCUCCACUUACCUGGAUGAAGAAGUGGAUUACUGUAUCCUGAAGAAAACUCCAGAGCCAGAUGUCUCUGUUGUAAUCUUACUUCUGGACAUCCGAAAUGAAGUUGUGAAAGUACGGUUCUCUUCAGAAGCUGCUUCUUUGUUACCUAAAAUUUUAUUUGUAUCUGAGGAAAAUGGUACUGCCUUAAAUACCAAGCUGCUAAAAACUUCUGAACUGAGCAGUGAUUCUGAUAAAAAUCCUCCAAAGACCAAUGAAAAUCCAGAUGACAAAGAUAAGAAGUCCAAACGAAGUACAACAUCCUCCCAGAGCAUGGUAGAACAAGAACAUCCUGUACGCCGUGUCAAAAAAACUUUUUCAUUUCAGUUCUUUUUUAACAUCAGCUCGGAUAAACAAGAAGGUCUCUACAGCCUGUAUUUCCAUAAGUGUGUUGGCAAGAAAGGGCCAGCUAAUGAUCAGCUGCUGUUUAGUCUUGAUAUAGAUAUUACGGAAAAGAAUCCUGAAAGCUACCUCUCAGCAGGUGAAAUCCCUCUGCCAAAACUUUACAUUUCCAUGGCUCUCUUCUUUUUCCUGUCUGGGACUGUAUGGAUCCACAUCCUUCGUAAACGCAGAAAUGAUGUCUUUAAGAUCCACUGGCUCAUGGCAGCCCUUCCUUUCACCAAAUCCUUGUCUUUAGUCUUCCAUGCGAUCGACUAUCACUACAUCUCUUCUCAGGGAUUCCCCAUUGAAGGCUGGGCUGUUGUUUAUUACAUCACUCACCUACUGAAGGGAGCUCUUCUGUUCAUCACUAUUGCCCUCAUUGGCACAGGCUGGGCUUUCAUUAAACACAUCCUGUCAGAUAAAGACAAAAAAAUUUUCAUGAUUGUCAUCCCACUUCAGGUACUGGCAAACGUGGCCUACAUUAUCAUAGAGUCAACAGAGGAGGGGACAACUGAGUAUGGACUGUGGAAAGAAAUCCUUUUCCUGGUGGACUUGCUGUGCUGUGGAGCCAUCCUGUUCCCAGUGGUAUGGUCAAUAAGACAUUUGCAAGAGGCUUCAGCAACAGAUGGGAAAGCUGCCAUUAACCUAGCAAAGCUGAAGCUCUUCAGACAUUACUAUGUCAUGAUUGUGUGUUACAUUUACUUCACACGGAUCAUUGCAAUUCUCAUAAAGAUUGCUGUUCCAUUCCAGUGGAAAUGGCUGUACCAGCUGCUGGAUGAAAUGGCCACGCUGGUGUUCUUUGUCCUCACUGGGUACAAGUUCCGUCCAGCAUCAGACAACCCUUACCUACAGCUCUCUCAAGAUGAUGAGGAUGACUUGGAGAUGGAAGCUGUGGUGACAACUUCAGGAGUAAUGGAGGGCAUGAAGAAAGUCAAGAAAGUGGUGAAUGGUUCAGCAGAGCCUCAGGGCGAAUGGGAAAGCACAGCGUGAUGGACUGGACUAAGGCAGCACUUUCAGAGAAACUUUUUUAAUUUAUUAAUAUUACUCUCAGUGGAAAGGGAGCAACUUGCACUCCCCACCACUGAAACUGCAGAGUGGGGUGUGUCUAGGGAGAGCAAAGCAGUGCAGAAAUAUAACUAUUCCUUUGAUCAUAAGAAAAUGGGAUCUCCUGGUACCUGCAAGGAGCGUGAAGCUUUCCUAGGGAUUUUGGGUAGCUUUUUUUCCCCCCUUUUCUGGAUUGGUUCUUUAUUCUGAAUUGUUGUGUUCCUCAGAAUGUGUAAUACUAAUGUGAAGAGGGAUCUUCAGUGUGUAUGUAAAGAAUAUAUUUUAUAUAAUGCUCAUAUAUAUAUACACACACACACACACUUGCUUUGUAACAUGAAUGCUGGGACUUGGAAAGCCUGUCAGAAGGUGGGAAAAGAAGAUAAAGACAUGUAAGUAUUUUUUUUUCCUUUUUAUAAACUCUCCUUUUGGCUUGGAUGGAACAUUGCAAAACAAAUGGAUAGGAACAACUGCAGUUAUUUGAGAGACUGAACGGGUAUUGGAUCAGAUGACUUCUGCCACUGCUCAUGCAAGUGUGAAAGGUGAUAAGUAUCUUCUUGUCUUAUCCCUGCAGGUGUCCACCUGAAUGUGUCAGGUUUUCAGAUGUGUUGCUAUACAGGAAAUGAGUGACUAUUCUCCAUUAAAGCACUAAGCCCAUAGUGCAAUAAGUAUUUAUGUACGUUGUCCACUGUCCCUGGAGUUGCUCUUGACUCACCCCUACCUGACAAGAAGUACACAAGAGGUGUAAGACUGAUGCUUGCUUUUUAGGGGUCUGCCUAAAUGUUUACUUUCAAGCUGUGACCCAGAGCACAUUGGUUUGCUUCAUAAAAUAUUUUCAAGGUAUUUCAAAAGUCACUCCUUUCUGGCACAGUAUAAACAGUACCAGACUCUCCAGUGCAAAUCUGUCUAGGCAUUUUACUGCAGCAUAAAUCUCUGGUUCACAGUUACCCUGAGUUACUGGGCCUCUCUGGCUGUGUAGGAUUAAUAACACUGCUGUUUGAGGUGAGCUGAACUGGUCAAAGUAGUAUUGCCACCAAAAACAGUAACUCCCAGUCCUUUUUUUUUUUUUUUUUUUUUUUUUUUUUUUCUUUUUUUUUUUUUUUUUUUUUGUCAGGAGAGGAGAAGAUUAUGACCAGAACCUUGAUGCAGGGGAAUAUGCAAUCUUUGACUGUUAGCUGCAGAUUUGCAGUGGAGUCUUUACAGACACAUUCCAAAAUGUCACAUGUGUUUUCUCUGUAGUCCCUGGGGCUGUCAGUAGGGCAGUUGUUGUCCAAAGCUGUAGUAGUGAAAAUGGGUGCUCAUCUGGGGGAGGAUGGAAGUGGCUCAGUGGUGGAAUGAGGAUUAGCUUUAACAAAAAUAAAUAAUCUGUAAGUCACUGA
Onychostruthus taczanowskii (white-rumped snowfinch) is the source of this 4880-nucleotide messenger RNA. It is a transcript of the gene GPR107, whose product is annotated as G protein-coupled receptor 107. Gene Ontology annotation, cellular component: membrane; Golgi apparatus; clathrin-coated vesicle. Gene Ontology annotation, molecular function: clathrin heavy chain binding. Gene Ontology annotation, biological process: clathrin-dependent endocytosis. Lineage: Eukaryota; Metazoa; Chordata; Aves; Passeriformes; Passeridae. The record is from RefSeq and is a predicted model, not a curated record. The transcript is spliced from 18 exons. The coding region runs from base 1783 to 3450 and encodes 555 amino acids.